Molecule: messenger RNA, 159 nt
Organism: Eruca vesicaria subsp. sativa (arugula)
Lineage: Eukaryota; Viridiplantae; Streptophyta; Magnoliopsida; Brassicales; Brassicaceae
Source: the annotation of a GenBank genome assembly
AUGGACGUUGAGCCCACGGUGAAGACGGUAGUUUCCAGAGGUGAGCUUUUCCGCAGAAGACCAGAGGUCAGGGAGGAGAGGAAAGCUUCCUUGGAGAAGGUUUUCAGCAAGAUGACCACCAGAUAUGGAGAAGAAGAAAAUAAGGGUUUUGGUGACUAA